Molecule: messenger RNA, 1060 nt
Organism: Pyrus x bretschneideri (Chinese white pear)
Lineage: Eukaryota; Viridiplantae; Streptophyta; Magnoliopsida; Rosales; Rosaceae
Product: phosphopantetheine adenylyltransferase
Exons: 6
Coding region: 185-709 (174 amino acids)
Biological process (GO): coenzyme A biosynthetic process
Molecular function (GO): dephospho-CoA kinase activity; pantetheine-phosphate adenylyltransferase activity
Source: RefSeq, a predicted model, not a curated record
CUAACCAAAAUUUGAAAACCCGACCCGGCACAUACAUAGGCAAGAUGUCCAGGUUCUUUAUGUUCCUAGCCGACAACCAAAAACACCAACGCUUUCAGGCCUUUUCUGAAAAAAAGGAUCCUAAAAAAUAAGAGAUACGGAAAGAGAGACUUUUGCUUCUGCUGUUCGGAGUCGCGCGUAAAAAAUGGCGGUUUUGGAGGAUUCGCUGGUGAGCUCCAAGCUCUCUCCGCCCAAUACAUACGGAGCCGUCGUUCUCGGCGGCACCUUCGACCGAUUACACAACGGUCAUCGCCUGUUUCUCAAGGCGGCGGCGGAGCUGGCAAGGGAUCGGAUUGUGGUCGGAAUUUGCGACGGACCCAUGUUGACUAACAAGCAGUUUGCUGAUUUGAUACAACCCAUUGAGGAAAGGAGCAAUAGUGUUGAGAAUUACAUCAAGUCUAUCGAGCAGGGGCUGGUAGUGCAAGUUGAACCUAUUACGGACCCCUAUGGUCCCUCAAUAGUCGAUGAGAAUUUAGAGGCAAUUGUUGUCAGCAAGGAGACUUUACCGGGGGGACUGUCUGUUAAUAAGAAGAGAGUUGACCGAGGUCUCUCACAGCUUAAGAUUGAAGUUGUAGAUCUAGUGUCCGAAGGAUCUAGUGGAGAUAAGCUUAGUUCAACAUCAUUAAGGAAGCUUGAGGCGGAGAAGGCCAAGAACCAACCGCUAUCAUAAGUUGUUAUUUACCGAAAAGUGUACGUGAAACUAUGCAAGUGCAAUCUGUCCCGUUCGAAGACUGGAGAUCGUGCAGUAAUCCAUAAGUCAAUUGAGCUGUUCGUUGCAGAGCGAAGAAGAUGAGUGAAAUGGUAACGUCCUUCAAUUUCGGCUUAUCAACGCAUGUGGAUCACUUCGGGACAUUCCCCCAGCAUACACUCUUCAAAGUUAGACCGUUUCUUAUGUAAAAAUCUGCAAAUGCAGAUUGUGUUGUUUGAUUUACUGCUGGUGUUUUAUCAAUAGGAACAUAUCUAAGGUUUUAACUGAGUCCUCAGUGCAGUAAAUGUCAAUAAAAUGUCUGCUUUUUUUUUU